CACCACUAGGCCUCAUGUCACGUUAUGUGGCGCCUCCAACUGCAACAAUUGGUUGGUUCGUUUGAGGCAUCCGAUUGCCUUUCCAAAGAUCCUUUCGUUUCUGCCUCUGAGAUUUGAGGCAUUCACCGCUAAUGCGAGGUAUUUCAACGCGUGCUGCAUGUUUUUCGGUUCUUGCAUUUCCCGUGACGAUUCUCCCUCUUGGGGCGUCCAGGCAGAGUUGAAGGCAUACUCCCAGCUUCCAGAGUCGCACAAUGAAGAAGUCACAGGAUGUCGCCGGGCAAUAUAGGUACUAACCGUACAUCCUUUCUGGAUCUGGGGGGUUGCUUCUUCUCCUCUCAGUGACAGGUUCAUCAAGACAACUUUCGUCUGCCAAUCUCUUCCGCAACGUAGACAUGGACCCACUGUCUGUCACAGCUUCGAUCGUCACCCUGAUCGAGGCGUCGGGUGUCCUCACAAAGUCCUUGCAUAGCUUCAUACAUGGUCUGAGGACAGUGGACGCUAGGGUCACCAGGCUCUAUGAUGAGCUCAAGAACCUGACGAAUCUUCUGGCAUCAGUGGAGAUGGUCUUGAAAGAUUGUCGGUCCUACGACCUUGACAGGGUUGAAGAGGACUUGUUGCUACAAAGCGAUAUCGCGCUUGCAGAUUGCCAGGCUACUCUGAAUGGCUUGAAGAUGCUCAUCGAGAAGGUCAAGAGGGCGGCAGGCUCUCGGACAAUCGGAUGGAAGAUUAAGGCCAUGUUAAACCUCUCGGUCAAUGGCAAUGAGUUGGUGGCGUUCCAAGAGAAAAUCCACAAGUCGAAUGGGGCUUUGCAGACGAUAUUACACACCAUAACUCUGUCACUUUCCCUCAAGAGUCAAGUUUCCCAUACUCUGAUCAUAGGCGAUUUGUACAGACUGAGGCAGUCUAUCGACCGAGCUCAUGAAAUAUCGGCGAAGCCAUCCGAAGUGUUCACGCACAGUUUCAGUCGCCUAUCUGACGCAAGACUUUCCAAGAACUUGAAAGCUCUGGCGAAAGCGGCUGAUGGCUUUUACUCUACUGCAAGCUCAUCUGCCGGCACAUCUCGAGGAGACCGCAGCGAAAGAACCUCGCAACCUUCGUCGUCGGCCGGCUUCGGCCGGUCAGUCAAUCUUUCAUCUGUCAAGCGCGAAAGAAUAGCAAGGUUCCUCGUCGAAGGUCAGGUUCAGAAUGGAUCCAUGACUCCACAACUGCUUCCGCAAGUGAAUACUUCAUUCCACAACCAGUCGCCUCCAGAAACAUGUGCCUCGCCAGUCCGAAGGAAUCCUCCAGCUCCAUAUGACGGGAAAGAUGUAAAAAGUCUCGGCGUUGCUGCUGAUGAAGACGAGGAGGACGAUGAAGACGAUGAAGCGUCAUUUAGUAGGGACUACAUUCUCUGCAUUCGUCAGAUUGCGAUUGAGAGCAUCAAAGCCCGGGAUUUCACCAAAGCUGGCGAUAUGUUGGAAAGGGCUCUGGCACGAUGUAACAAAGCUACCGCAGACAAGGAAGAGCGUCGCCAGAGCAGCUACAUAUCAAUGCGCAGCCUCAAGGUCCAGCUUGCCAUCUGCUACUUUUUCCAAGGCAACUGGAAGUUGGCAGAACCUGUGGUCACGGACUUGGCAUCUUCCAAGUCAAGCAGAGAUAGUGUGGUGUGCAACUUGUUGCAUGCUCUGGCGCUUGCGUAUUUGUCAGAGUAUUCCUUUGACCUUGCUCUCGAUACAUGCAAGCAAGCACUCAGGGGACACGCACGAUUAUCCAAGCUGCGCAAGACCGAUGUCAUCACGCAAGAUCUGAACAAUAGUUUGGGACUGUUGGCUACGGCCUACGACAUGACUAGCGACUACCUCAGCGCAGAAGUCUUUCGACGCAGGCUCUCGCCGGGAUUCAAGUAUCAGCAUCCAGCCAACAUAACAGAAUUCCUUCAAAAUCACUCAGACUUUCUCACUGCGGCUCUGGGCCCGUAUACCCUCGAUCCUGCCUGUGUGGUUCUACCAGACUCCCCGAUAGGCCAACCCAGUGAGCAGGACGCCAGGACAACUUCGCCUUCUGAACAGGAAGUGUCACAAAUUCGAUGGGAUGGCUGGGGGACCAUCAAUCAUCUUCCCUCAAGUCUACGACUCAAUAUGGUGAACCACCGGCGACUCGAACUUGAUACAAACAAAGAGGUAGUUGCACACGCGAGAUCGUGCGCCAUUGACGGCCACACUGUUGAAGAGAGCUCGCCUACGGAAACAAUCAUUACAAGUCCUGUAGCGACGGCAUCUUCGGCUAACACCACACCUGAGAGUUCUCCUGUGCAUGAUCGAAUAGCUCGAUCAUUCAGUGCUAUGGGGCUGAAUAGGUCGAUUGCUAGGGCGAAACCUGGUUUCGGCAGCGUCUCCGAGCUAUCAUUGCCAGGUGAUUCUCGCCGACAUAGCACCCGAGAUAUCAGACAGCCUACGCUUCCGAGCCAAGGAAUACAGGGCGCGACCAAGCCGAAGAGUUCUACAAAGUUGCCAAGGGCCAGACAUGCAGAAAGGUGGAAAUGGAUGAAAAGCUGGCGGAUGCCUCAGUCUGACGAUUUGCUCGAUGAGCGACCCCGGCCUUCCAAACUCCAGAGAAGGACGACUGCCAUAGUCCCAGAGAAAAGCUUAACCAUUGGCGAGCGGUUAACUCCAUCAAAAUGGUUCCGUACCAGAAACGCUUUGAUGCAGGCAAGUCCUCAUCAUCGCAUUGAAGCAGCUGUAGAGCCCAGGCGUAUGCCCACCAGGACAGCACUUCCGAGAGGAUACCAAGAACUCAAUGAUAACACCAUAUUGGAGCUUGGUAUCACUAGUCCUACCCCAGAGCUUGGACAAGACCAGCCGUCACCUGUCCCAGUUACAAACGAAAGUGUAGACUACUACGCAUCCGUACAAACAUUCGAGAACAUAUCAGAUAGAACGGCACAUGUGGAUGCAUGCGAGCUGCCGUCAGAUUGCACUGACGGGCGAAGUCAACGCCAGUCAGACAUAUUCGCAUCGAGCCUUUCACCCCUCUAACCCAGAAUUUAUGUGGGAAGAAUGAUGAUAAUUCCUUCCCGGAUUCAUGCAGCCCAGUACCUUCUCCGACGAUGCGGCGCAUAGGACCGAAAUAAUAUAGCUAGAAGCUAAUUGCGUUUCUUUCGGCAGUCACAUAGGCGACGAUUUCUCAAUAAGACUUACUUGAUUAAUUCAUUCUUCGAUGCUCCUUCUUUUCCG
Messenger RNA from Colletotrichum godetiae, 3212 nucleotides. RefSeq lists its product as uncharacterized. The transcript is spliced from 3 exons. Lineage: Eukaryota; Fungi; Ascomycota; Sordariomycetes; Glomerellales; Glomerellaceae. The record is from RefSeq and is a predicted model, not a curated record. Gene Ontology annotation, molecular function: protein binding. Bases 393 to 3014 code for a protein of 873 amino acids.